AUAUUAAAAAAUCACUGAGGUAAAAGGUCAACAUGUCUACUGAAAAGAUAGUAAAUUUUUUUCUGCAGUUUCUUGAAUCGAUAUUAAAGUUGCUAUGGAUACUAAAAAGGAGCAUUCGAAUGUCCAUAGUGUUCUCAGAAGAAAAUAAAGAAAAUAGACUUAGAGAGAAAUCAGUUAGGCCAGUGCAUGGCAAAGCUGUUCUUGGAUUGUCGCGAGAAAUUAACACUCAAGCACAUGCAAAUUUUACACCAGAACUCACGAAAAAGAGAAAAGUGGUAACGUUUGAAAAGUCACUUUGUCAACAAUCAAACAGUGAUUCACCUUGGGCUAAAAUCCGAGAUUUGGACGAGCAACUAAAUUGGCAAGAUAGAGUUGAGGUUAUCACAAAAGAAGAUCACUUAUUGAUUAUUCAGCUAGCACAGUUCAUAGUAGAAGAAUUAGUAAAUAAAGUUGUGAUUUACUGCGAAGAAGACAUUAAAUCCAUGGAUUCAGACGAGGAUGAUUUUAAUUCACUUCCUGUGAAGCCACGUGGUGCAACUGUUGUUAAUGUACCAGCUGAUAAUAUUAAAGAUGAAGACGAAUUUGAUGCAUUACCAGUGAAGCCUAGGGGAGGGGGUGCCCUAAUGCCAGCAGAAGAUCCAUUCGAUAAUAUUCCAAUUAAGGUUAGAGGCGGAGGUAAUGUUAAUAUCCCUACUGAUAAUUCAUCUAAUGAAAUAAAUGUUCCAGAAGCUAACAAUGAGAAUGAAGACAAAUUUAAUAGUUUACCAGUAAAACCCCGUGGAGGUUCUUCUGCACUAAAUGAUAAGGACGAUGGAAUAGUCACAGAAAAUCAGGAAGUCGUAUUGAAAUCAAAGAGUAGUAAAGGUGUUACCUUUGAUUUAAAUGAAACCGCCGAUUCAAAUCUACCACCUUCAGGGGAAUUGUCAUUAAAUGAUACUGACUCUGGAUUGUGUAGUCAGAACUCAAGUGCUGUUGGAAAUAUAAUUCAAGAUUUCAGUUAUGAUCUUGAUGCACAGUUUAAAUCUGCUGACUCAGCGGAAUUUAUGGAAGACUUAAGUUUUUUGGAACAAUGUGGAGAAAAUGACGACGAAGCUGCGCAAAGACAAGCAGAAUUGUCAAGAAAAUCCUUAUACGUUCGCUUUGAUCCUCUGAUUGGUUCAGACUCUCCUGAUAAACCAGCCGACUCUACUGUAACGUCGCAACACAUAUCAAACUCGUUAACUUCUGCAGAUUUAUUUGCAAGAGACUCUCCCAGCACUUCAGAACUUGCUGCAAAACUAGCAGCAGUUAAAAAAAGCGCGGGAAUAGACACAAGUAAAAAAUCGUUUGUUGAAAACACCGAUGACCCGUUUAGUCCUAAAAAAAUUUCAAUGGUGACAAAUUCCGAACCUCCAGAGACAGGCGUAGUAAAAAAGCAGUCUCCUCUUUCAGAUAUUAGUAGUAACGGACUGGUCGAGCCAUUGCUUUACACGCAAAGUGAUCUUGAUGAAGUUGUGAGAGCGCGAGAAAGUGAUUGGCAAAAAAAGUAUGAUGAACUUGAAUGCAAGAUUAAGGAGGAGAUUGCUAUGCGCGAAUUGUUGGAACAAGACCAUCGAGAAAAAAUGGAGUGUCUUCGAAAGGAGAAUGUUGACAUGAAACAAGUAGUCGCACAAUACGAGAAAACAAUUGUCGAGCUUACAGACUUCGCUGUGGAUUUCCUAUUGAAGAUAUGGCAAUUCGAUUUAACAUGUCCACUAGUAAUUUCUAGUUCCCUGUAAUCUACAAGCUGGUAAAGUACUGCAGCGACAUGCUUACAACAACCCCCUGCUCCAGCUUUGCAGUUGCAUUUAUUUAACAUAUAAAACAUCUCCAGAUUUUUGACAAAGGUGAAUGUACACGCUGUAUUGAAUUUUUUUCAUGGGGGCUGUUACCAGGCAUUUAACAAUAAACAAACUUGUAUUUGCAAUAAUAUGUGGUUUUACUCUGACCUUCUUUACGAAAUGCUCUUUAAACAAUCUGUAUCCCAGAAUUUUGUGCUUAAUUGCCCCUCUAGAUUUAUUAUCCACUACUAAAGUAUCUUCUACCAUAUACUUUUGUAGUUUUUUGUGAGAAAUGGCAGGCAAAAGAAAUAAGUCUUUGGACCAUUCUUUUAUACUACAGGUCAGUUCCUCUUCUUUGUCUCUUUCAAUUUCCUGAUUUGAAAUUUCUCUGAACUGGCCUUGAUACCGUGCCAGAGCUGUGACAAAAGCUAUACUUAAGGGCAGUAUCAUUAUCCGUAAAAAAUAUACUUAAAUCUUCAUUAGUAUCCAUUAUAAGUUGUCGUUUCACUAUCCUUCCCUCAAAUAAGCCUUUUUCUACUUUGUUUUGUUAAACACUUGAUUAAUCUAUUACAGAGAUAAACUUUUUACAAAGAGCUAUGAUCAUGGAGAUAAUUAUUUCGUGACAAAACGAUUUCGGCUUUUUUUCUUGACUUCAAGUACCACAAUGCAUUACGCAUCUCACUAUUUAUGGGAACGGUGAAUUGAUUCGCAUGAAAUUGAAAGUCAAUUUUGGAUAUAGACAGAAUCCAAUCUGUAUUAUUGAGAACAAAUAAAUCUCAAUCUACUCGCAUUGUAAAAAAACUUAUCUUUUCUAGAAAAUUCGCAUCACAAUCACAUGUUUAA
This is a messenger RNA of Hydractinia symbiolongicarpus, 2642 nucleotides long. RefSeq names its product transforming acidic coiled-coil-containing protein 3-like. Gene Ontology annotation, cellular component: cytoplasm. Bases 33 to 1757 code for a protein of 574 amino acids. The record is from RefSeq and is a predicted model, not a curated record. Lineage: Eukaryota; Metazoa; Cnidaria; Hydrozoa; Anthoathecata; Hydractiniidae. Gene Ontology annotation, biological process: cell population proliferation; mitotic spindle organization. The transcript is spliced from 15 exons.